GUUGCCGGGGGCAAAGGUUGAGAAGCUGGAAGUUCUGUACAACAAGGCUUUCACAUAGGGGAGCUGAAAACAGCCAGGGCCCAAAACACUUUCUGUCAAGAAGUAGCACUAAAUGUAGGUGCAGAAUAUUGUUCCUUCCCUUACUAAGCUCCUUAUAUGAAACAGUGGAGAGCAUGUGGCUGCAGUCCUUCGUAUGUCUCAGAAUUUGUGGACUGGUUCUGGCCUUUAUACAAGCUGUUGAUAACUCCAAGAAAGCUGAGGAGCUUCAAGACAAUUCUGACCCUUCUCAACUACACAGGAUUGUUUAUAACCCACCAAAGCCCGCUGGUGAUGUUUAUUUUGUGGCCUCCUUUGACACAGAAGGUCUUGAAAGUUGGGUAAUAUCUGAGGCAACAAAGGAUGACACUGAUGAGACCAAAUAUGAAGGAAUGUGGGCUGUGGAAGAAUCUUAUGACAAGAAAAUUCCAGGAAACAAAGGACUGGUGUUGAAGUCCCCUGCCAAGCACCAUGCUAUUGCUGCCCACUUGCAGAAACCCUUCUCUUUCAAAGACAAACCCCUCAUUGUGCAGUAUGAAGUAUAUUUCCAGAAUGGAGUUCAGUGCAGUGGUGCCUAUCUGAAGUUGCUAUCAGAAAACGAUCAGCUUGAUCUGAGGAAGUUCAAUGAUAAAACCCCAUACAGCAUCAUGUUUGGACCAGACAAGUGUGGCCAGGACUAUAAAUUGCACUUCAUCUUCAGGCAUAGGGAUCCAGUAACAGGUGCAUAUGAGGAAAAGCAUGCCAGGAAACCAGACGUGGACCUCCAGAGUUACUUCGACGAUAAAAGACCUCACCUGUACACACUAAUUUUGAGACCAGACAACAGUUUUGAGAUGCUGAUUGAUGAAAGAUCUGUGAGUAAAGGAAACCUCCUUCAGGACAUGACACCCUCUGUAAACCCUCCCAAAGAAAUUUCAGAUCCCAACCAUCAAAAGCCUGAAGACUGGGAUGACAGGCCUGAAAUAGCUGACCCAGAGUCCGUGAAACCCAAUGACUGGGAUGAGGAUGCUCCCCGCUAUAUUCCUGAUCCCACUGCUGAGAAGCCUCUUAACUGGCUGGAUGACGAGCCAGAAUACAUUCCAGAUCCGGAAGCUACAAAACCUUCAGACUGGGAUAUAGAAAUGGAUGGUGAAUGGGAAGAACCAAAGAUCCCAAACCCUCUGUGCAAGUCUGUAGGCUGUGGAACGUGGAAACCUUCCCCAAUCCCCAACCCGGCCUACAAAGGCAGAUGGAAAGCACCGAAGAUUGCCAAUCCCAAUUAUAAAGGAGUAUGGACACCUCGAAAGAUACCUAACCCAAACUAUUUUGAAGAUUCAAACCCAUUCCAAAUGAUUUCAAUCAGUGCCAUUGGACUGGAACUCUGGUCACUCACCGACAACAUUAUGUUUGACAACUUUAUUAUUUCAUCUGAUGAGGAGAUUGUCAAGCAGUGGGUGAAGGACUCUUGGGCACAAGCAAAGGCAAUAUAUGAUGCAGAUGGACCUGACUUGAUCAUGCAACUCAUUUUGGCAGCAGACAAGCGCCCGUGGCUCUGGGGAGUCUAUGUGUUCACAGUUGCCUUACCAGUGAUCUUAUUCAUUAGCUUUGUUUGGCCAGAUAAGCGUUUUGGGCCCCCUGAUGAUUAUUACUACAAGAAGACUGAUGAUGUGCAGGUCAACGAUGAUGAAAAACUGAUUACAGAGGGCCAGUCUCAGCAGUCAGGUAACCCUUUCCAUGAUCAACAAGGGAUGGACAAAGAAAGUGCCCAGAGACAAAUGAAAGCAGAAUGGGAAAUAUCUGCACAGGCACAAGGGAGUGGUGACUCAGGCCUAGGGCAGAUUCCGGUUAAGGAGGCCCUGCGACACCGCACGACCAGGCCGGAGUAACGUGCAGAGGAUUCAUCACAGCUAAAAGAAAGACUUUUACACAUUUCCAAUUGACAACCUGACCAGAGCUUCACUGAAAAUCUUUGGAUAUUUCUGAAGAUCUUGAUUUUUAUUAAUGUGGUCUUUUUUCUUGUUUUUUUUAAUGAAAAACAGGGGUUACCUGGUUUUAUUUGUCAUAAUAUGAUAAAAGUAGUCUUCUUAUUUGAAUUUAUAGUUUUCCUGGAAAUACUAGAUAGGGUAAAACCUUACACAUUAUUUCAAGUUGUGAUAAAAUUAAAUAUUUUUUCUUCUCUACA
Messenger RNA from Hypanus sabinus (Atlantic stingray), 2197 nucleotides. RefSeq names its product calnexin. The coding region runs from base 174 to 1901 and encodes 575 amino acids. Gene Ontology annotation, biological process: protein folding. Gene Ontology annotation, molecular function: calcium ion binding. The record is from RefSeq and is a predicted model, not a curated record. Lineage: Eukaryota; Metazoa; Chordata; Chondrichthyes; Myliobatiformes; Dasyatidae. Gene Ontology annotation, cellular component: endoplasmic reticulum membrane; endoplasmic reticulum. The transcript is spliced from 15 exons.